CACAUGAAUGCUGAGGUCCUGGCAGAAGACAGGCAAAGAAAAUGUCUCUUUCAAAACUGCAGGAAAAAAACAUCACAACAUAUGAUGAUUACUUUUGGACCAGUCAAACUAGGGAACAAUGGAAUCAAGAACAUUUUGUUUUGAUGCUUCCCAAAACACCUCUGCCAGAUAUAAAAAAGAGAUCAGGAUCUUCAGAAAUACAAACUGCAGUUCCUUGGCAAGAGAAAAGGAAAAUGGAGAAAGGUCAGAUACCAACUAAUAUACAGAUAAAACAAUUUUUCCAAGAACUUUUCCUAAGACCACCCUUUUCCCCAGCUUUCAUUAUACAGGCUCCACUCAAAUAUCUUUAUAAUCCUCAAAACCGUUAUAUAACAGCAGAAACUAGAAAGCCCAAAGAUGAUAUAACAAGAACAACUUUGAAGAAAAAAUUGAAGGAAAAAAUAAGCUUAUAUGCAAUAAAUCUGGAAUCCAAUAAAAUGAUGACUGAUGGUAAUCCUGAAAUAAGCAACACAGACCAAUUUCUGCCCAAAUCAUCCUACAAAAUUGAACCAUUUAAGAAGUCAAAUAUCACAUCAGAAACAAACCUAGAAUCCAAUCAUUUCAAGAUGACCAAAGCAAUGGAUUCAAGCAAUGAUAACGGAGAUUUAAUUAAUUCCAAGGAGGCCAAUAAUGAAGCUACAUUUUGGAAGGACAAUCCAAAUACAAACUCCAAGAAGAACACUGAAGAAUUUUAUGAUGACAUAGUAGAGCGCAUAAGCAGCUCAAAUAUCAACUUAAAGUUUCUAAAUGAGUUCAGAGCUGAAUCCACAGAUUUUGAUGAAUGGUCAACAAAUUGCUCACAGAACAAUGCAAAGAAGCCUGCAAAGAAGCCUGCAAAGAAGGGAAAGGACUCUGAACCUGAUUCUGGAGACUCAAAAGAUAUAAAAAAAGAAGGAAAGAAAAAAGAGAAGAGAGAACCCAUGAAGAAGAAGGAUACAGAGUCUACUGAUGCUGAAUCUGGUGAUUCCAAGGGUGCAAAGAAAGAAUUAAAAAAAGAUAAAAAAGAAAAAAAGGAAGCCAAGAAAAAGAAGGAUACAGAGUCUACUGAUGAAUCUGGUGACUCCAAGGAUUCAAAGAAAAAUAAGAAAAGAAAGAGUGAGGACAAAAAAAAUGCAGAAUCUACUGAUGCUGAAUCUGUAGACUCAAAGGGUGCAAAGAAGGAAAAGAGACCUCCAAAGAAAGAUGACAAGAAGGAUGCAUUCUAUACCAAUUCUGAAUCAGACGCAGAGUUGAAGAAGGUGAAGAAAGAUAAGAAGGAAAUUAAAGGGAUCAGGAAGAAGGCUGUUAAGGAUACAGAGUCUACUGAUGCUGAUUCUGAAUCUGAAGGUGAUCCAACAGUAAAGAAAGGUGAAAGGAAAGAUAAGAAAAUUACAAAGAAAGGAGAAAAGAAGGAUGCAAAGAAAAACGUACAAUCUAGUGCAAGUGAAUCUGAAAUAAAGAAGGAAAAGAAAGAGACCAAGAAAGAUUUGAUGAAGGGCACAGGUGGUUAUACUGACUCAGCAUCUGAUGCAUCUCCCAAGGCAGGCAUGAAAAAAGUUGUAAGACCCUCAGAUACUGAAUCCGAAGGGUCAUCAGGGUUUAAGGCUAUAAAGACCACUGAUGAUUCAGAUGCCACAUCCACAGACUCGAAGAAGGGAAUGUCAGAACCAAGAAGAGGAUUCAGAAUGCCAAUCAAAAAGACUACAUUCAGAGAAAAUGGGAAAGGAAGCAAAGGGGGUAGAGUCCCUUCAUCAAGAGAAAGACUACCGUUUCCUCCUUGUGAGCCUAUUCGAGAAUCACCUAAGCCCAAAUGUGUCUGUCAGUGCAAGAUGCCUCCUCCACCUCCCAAACCCAGAUAUGCUCCUUUGCCUGGAGUGGAAUGGAUUCAUAAGCUGCUCUGAAGAACAGGUGAGCCCUGGGUUUCGCAGACUGGCCUUAUGGAAGCAAACAAUUCAUCAAACAUGCCUCUCUGCUUCACUGGAACUGUAGUCAAUAAAAGUAAGCGCCAGCAGCAUCCAAAAAUCAAAA
Peromyscus leucopus (white-footed mouse) is the source of this 2046-nucleotide messenger RNA. RefSeq names its product cylicin 1 (gene Cylc1). NCBI's taxonomy places the organism in Eukaryota, Metazoa, Chordata, Mammalia, Rodentia, Cricetidae. Gene Ontology annotation, molecular function: structural constituent of cytoskeleton. The record is from RefSeq and is a predicted model, not a curated record. Gene Ontology annotation, cellular component: nucleus; acrosomal matrix. Bases 42 to 1919 code for a protein of 625 amino acids. The transcript is spliced from 5 exons.